CCCUUUUUCGUUGCCUUUUAAUACCCACAAGUCUUUGCAACUUCCUUUCCGACAUUUCUCGGGCAGAAUGGCGCCAAACAAGAAGGGCGGUGAGAAAAAGAAGGGGCGUUCUGCCAUCAACGAGGUUGUGACCAGGGAGUACACCGUCAACCUCCACAAGCGAAUACAUGGCGUGUCCUUCAAGAGGAGGGCACCUCGUGCUCUCAAGGAGAUCCGCAAGUUYGCCAUGAAGGAGAUGGGAACCCCUGAUGUACGCAUCGACACUCGCCUGAACAAGGCUGUAUGGACCAAGGGUGUGAAGAAUGUCCCAUACCGUAUGCGUGUGCGCCUGUCAAGGAAACGCAAUGAAGACGAGGACUCUCCCAACAAACUAUACACCCUCGUCACAUACGUUCCUGUCACAACAUACAAAGGUCUGCAGACGGUCAAUGUGGAUGAGAACUAAUUAUUCACUGGUGUUGAAAUAAAUGUAUAAAAGAAA
Messenger RNA from Salvelinus sp. IW2-2015, 481 nucleotides. RefSeq names its product large ribosomal subunit protein eL31-like. Gene Ontology annotation, molecular function: structural constituent of ribosome. Gene Ontology annotation, cellular component: ribosome; cytosolic large ribosomal subunit. Lineage: Eukaryota; Metazoa; Chordata; Actinopteri; Salmoniformes; Salmonidae. Gene Ontology annotation, biological process: cytoplasmic translation. The record is from RefSeq and is a predicted model, not a curated record.